AUGCCGCGGGAGCGCACGCUGCGCCUGCAGGCGGGGAGCCGCAUCGAGGCCCUGUGCGUGCUGGGCACCCGCAUCGCCGCCGAUGUUUACGGCUCGCUGGACGUCGCCGCCGAUCGGGACGGAGUGGUGGAAGACAACAACCCGCACAAGGCCACCUGGACAUGGGGACCCGAGGGCCAGGGCGCCAUCCUGCUGGUGAACUGCGACCGGGAGAGCCCGCUGGCCGCCGCGCCGGACUGCGCCGACGAGCGCGUGUUCAACAAGGAGGAUCUGCUGGACAUGUCUCGGAUGGUCCUGAGGACCAGCGGCCCCCAGAAGCUGCCCCGCGGCUACGAGAUCGUCCUCCACGUGGCCGCCUCGGACGCUGACAAAGUCGGCGUCUUCCACGUGCAGAGGAGCACUGGGACCAUGAACCCGUCUGCCCCGGCCGAAACCCAAGCCAAGGGCGGCCUGGAGAGCCGGGAGUUGGGAUGCCAGCACAUUCCAGCCAGAUUGGCCAGGAAGGCACCCAAGAGCCGAGUGGAGUUCGGCUACGUCCACGCGCCGCACAAGAGCUUCCCGGUGGUGCUGGACUCCCCCCGCGACGGAGGGCUGCGGGAUUUCCCCAUCAAGCAGCUGCUGGGUCCGGAUUUCGGCUACGUGAGCAGAGAGCCCCUGUUCGAGGACGUCACCAGCCUCGACUCGUUCGGCAACCUGGAGGUCAGCCCGCCGGUGACGGUCGGCGGCAAGGAAUAUCCCCUGGGGAGGAUCCUCAUUGGAAGCAGCUUUCCCACAGCUGCAGGCAGGAGGAUGACCAAGGUGGUGCGGGAUUUCCUCUACGCGCAGCGGGUGCAGGCCCCCGUGGAGCUCUACUCCGACUGGCUGACCGUGGGCCACGUCGACGAGUUUGUCACCUUCGUGCCCACCAAUGACGCCAAGGUAGGAGGGACCCCACGCUGCUGGCAGCCACGUUCCCCUUCCCAACCGGGAUCUGCGCUCGCAGGCUAAUCCGGGACGGACACCAAGCGGGUCACCAUCAACAAGGUCCUCUCCAGCGACGCCCUGGUGCGACAGAACCAGUACGCGCAGCGCUGCAUCGACUGGAACAGGGACAUCCUCAAGAAGGAGCUGGGCUUGGCGGAGAGCGACAUCGUCGACCUGCCGGCGCUCUUCAGGAUGGACGGGGAGGGCAAGGCCACGGCCUACUUCCCCAACAUGGUCAACAUGGUCGUGCUGUCCCGCCACCUGGGCGUCCCCAAGCCGUUCGGGCCCGUCGUGGAGGGCGCGUGCUGCCUGGCGCUGGCGAGUGCCCUCCAUGUCACCGCCCUCCCCGCGGCGGCUGCAGAGCCGCAGUGGCUGGAAGGGAAAAAACACGGAGGAAAACGGAGACUUGUGGCGAGCUGCGGCGCCGGCAGCAUGGACCGCGGUGAAUAA
This is a messenger RNA of Tinamus guttatus (white-throated tinamou), 1413 nucleotides long. The record is from RefSeq and is a predicted model, not a curated record. Lineage: Eukaryota; Metazoa; Chordata; Aves; Tinamiformes; Tinamidae.